Syngnathoides biaculeatus (alligator pipefish) is the source of this 1584-nucleotide messenger RNA. RefSeq lists its product as uncharacterized. NCBI's taxonomy places the organism in Eukaryota, Metazoa, Chordata, Actinopteri, Syngnathiformes, Syngnathidae. The coding region runs from base 952 to 1584 and encodes 210 amino acids. The record is from RefSeq and is a predicted model, not a curated record. The transcript is spliced from 3 exons.
UUCACCGCCAGUUGGAUUCUUCACCACUGAGAGUAAGUGUAGGGUUGAGCUAUCCUCGUCACAGCGAUUCUGUGCCCUUUGGUUAAUCCCAUCCUGUUAAGAUUGUUAGUUUGCCCCAUAGUCAUCGGACGCUGCCUGCCCAAGGACCAAGCAUCUCCUAUUCGGGUGGGCUCCGUUAUAUCGUCCUCUCCUGCCUUGUCACCCCCACUGCCCGUGUGUCAUGAUUACAUUCCAACCACGACCCGUUCCCCAACGCAUAUCCAUUUAGACUCAGAUUUUUCGAACUAUGAGGAAGACCUAAACUUAUAUGACCGGCUGCCUAACUGUGAUUCCGACGAUUACUUUGAAUUUCCUCUCCCUGUGAUCAGUUUGUCUGUUUGUGUUGCCGCCACACGCUUCCAGCCCCCUUGUCCCUUCGUCUUGUGCUUCCCGUUGCUCAUUGACCAAGCCACAGCCAAAUUCUGACAGCGCCACGCUGGCAGUCGAGCCAAAGUGGACCAUUGCCCACUCCGCCCCGACGAACGAGCCACAGCGGCAUCCCGCUUCCGCUCCAGCGGCAACCAAGCCGGUGGACCCAGGGCUGAUUGCGAAGCGUCCAGCCCAGAGGGAGGAGUGGUCCGCAACCCCUAAGGUGCAGUGAUCUGAGGACCAAGAGGCCUUCUAUUGCUAUAUGAGAGCAGCAGAGAGCUGAACUUGCAGACCUCACGUACCAGGUACGUUGGGAGUUAGAUCAACUGGCCGAGUUACGCCAACAUCACAGUAGCCACAGACUCACUGCUGACCCAUGCCCACGCCACAGUAGCCACCGAUCCGCUACCAAGCCAAACCCACUUCACCGUGGCGACUGACCCACUGCCACGCCACACCCAUGUCGCGGUGGCGACAGACUUCCGGGUGAACCACGCUCCUGUCCCGGCGGCGGCAACGACCCCGCAGCCGCUUCCCUCUCCUAUGCAGCCUGCACCGGCGACGACUCCGCGCCCACCUCGCGCUCUUCUCCCAGCGGCAACAGCGGUGAUGACUUCUUGGCCACCUCACGUUCCCAUCCCGACGGCGACAACUCCAUGGCUGCCUCAUAUUGCUAUGCCGGUGGCCUGCCUGCCUGCCACAUUCCUGCCUGCCUCCCAACCAAGCCUCAGCAGCGACCUAUCCCCGGGUGCCUCCCACUUCUGUCUCGGCAGCGACCCCUCCACUGCCGACUCCGUUCCUGUCUCGGAGUGGACGGGUAUACUACCGCCUCAUGCUCCUGUCUCAGCGUCGACCGGCACGAGGCCGCCUCACAUUCCUGUCUCAUCAGCGACCGGCCCAUGGCCACCUUCUACUCCUGCCUUGCCCUUGGAUUCCUCCUCGAGGCCAUCCACCCGAAUCGCCUCGUGUGGACCCUGGUGCUUGACAUCACGGUCGACCUCCCGACUUGCUCGGCCAGAUGCCUCGAAUAGGUGGCCUGGAGGGCCACCAGACAGACUGAGUUUGGGCGCUCUGGGCGGUGUCACCUUAUACCUGUCACCAACCACAGCUGUUUUCCAUUUCGUUGCCUCGUGUCAGUGUGUUGUGUUCAAUGCCAGUUUGAUUCACCACCACUGA